This is a messenger RNA of Mercurialis annua (annual mercury), 2062 nucleotides long. Its product is annotated as putative pentatricopeptide repeat-containing protein At3g15930. Gene Ontology annotation, biological process: RNA modification. The record is from RefSeq and is a predicted model, not a curated record. Lineage: Eukaryota; Viridiplantae; Streptophyta; Magnoliopsida; Malpighiales; Euphorbiaceae. The coding region runs from base 92 to 1786 and encodes 564 amino acids. Gene Ontology annotation, molecular function: protein binding; RNA binding. The transcript has a single exon.
UAAAUAGAAGUAUAGAACAUUGCAUUCCAACUUAAAUCAUGCAUCCUCACUCACCAACCAAGAAAAAACAAUAACUAAUGGACGAACCAAAAUGUUUGACAAGCACUACAUGCACAAAUUCCUUAUUUUCCUCACACAAAAAAGAGCAAAACUUGGAUCACAUUAUGUAAAAUUAGUUGAUCAAAUCCUAACCCAAAUCAUCACUACUCCUUGUCUUAAACCCCAUCCUACCUCCACAUGGAACUGUCUUAUUAGAGCUUACUCUAAAAGCCCCACUCCCAUUAACUCCAUUCUUGUCUUCAACUACUUCAUUAAACUUUCCAAAAUCUGUCCUGAUCAUUACACCUACCCACUUCUUCUCAAUGCUUUUUCCCGUGUACCCUUUGCUCCCAUGGGAAAAUUAGUGCAUACCCAUUUGAUUAAGAUUGGGUUAGACUCUGACAUUUACGUACAAAAUGCUCUUGUUCAUUAUUAUGGGGCUACUAAACAGCUGACUUAUGCACGCUUACUGUUUGAUAAAAUGUCUAAGAGAGAUAUAGCAAGUUGGAACUCUAUCAUGGGUGCUUAUUGUUCCCUUUCGGAUGUUACGGGUUUGUUUAAAAUGAUGAAUUGUGAAGGUACUGGAGCUGAUGACAUUACUCUAUUGAUCUUAUUGUCGGCUUUUAGACAAUUUCGAGGAGGCGAAUUGUUAGAGUAUGGAAGUGUAGUACAUGCUUAUGCUGUAAAAAUGGGGUUGAAUUUAAUGUUAAACGUGAGCAAUGCUUUAUUUGAAAUGUACACUAAGAAUAAAGAGAUGGAUGCAGCUUCAAGAGUGUUUGAUGAAAUGGGUGAUAAGAGAGAUGUGGUUUCGUAUACGAUUUUGAUCAGUGGCUAUCUCGAGAAGGGUUUGAUUGAUUUGGCGGGCGAUAUCUUCUAUCAGAUUGUUGACAAGGAUGUUGUCUUGUGGAAUAUGAUGUUACAUGGUUAUGUCAAAGCAAACCGUCCGAAGGAAGCGUUGGAACUUUUCGUGAAAAUGGAUAGUGCGGGGGUGAUGCCUGAUGAGAAUACAGUGGUUAGCGUUCUGGCAGCUUGUGCUAGUUUAUCGGACUUGCAUUAUGGUAGGAUAGUUCAUGUGUUCAUUAACAGAAACAACAUAAAACAAGAUGUUUUUGUAAAAACUGCGCUUAUCGAUAUGUACUUCAAAUGUGGGAAACCAGAGGAGGCAUUGGUUACUUUCUAUAAGAUGGAACAUAGAGAUGUUUUUACUUGGACAUCAUUGAUUGAAGGGCUUGCAAACAAUGGAUAUGGGUUUGAAGCUUUGAGUUUGUUUAAGCAAAUGGAAGAACAAGCAAUUCAUCCCAAUGAAGCGACGUUUAUUUCUGUGUUAACAGGCUGUAGACACUCAGGAUUAGUUAAUGAAGGCUGUCAAUUGUUCAGAAAGAUGGUAGAAGUUUACAAAAUCCAACCAAAAAUCGAACAUUUUGGCUGCCUGAUGGAUAUGCUGAGUCGAGCAGGACUAUUAACUCAGGCAGAUGCAUUCGUCAAGUUGUUGGCACCGCAAAAAAGACUAAUAGCUUAUAAAACUUUACUAAGUGCUUGCAUUACGUAUGCAGAAUAUGAAGUCGGAGAGAAGGUUGUAAACGAAAUCGCAGAAUUCAGUUCUCAGAGUUCUGAAAUUCAUAAUCUUUUAUCCAACUUCUAUGCUUUGGCAGGUCAAUGGGCUCAAGUUGCAAAGACAAGAAGAAUCAUGAAUAGGUUAGAUACAAGAAAGGAGCCUGGAAUAAGUUUUGUGGAGCUAAAAUCUUGAAAAGAAAAAUUAUUUGCAAAUUAUGCAGUCCAUGUGGUUAUGGUGUGACUGAGAAGAACAAAACAGCCAGUAUCAACUGGGUGAAGAUAGCAAAAGAAUUAACCGAACUCGAGAAACAAAAGACGAAGGAAAAUCAAGAUCUUUCUAUAAUACAAAAUCUUUAACAUUGUAAGAUAAGGCACAACUACUCCUGCCUAAAAUUUAUAUUUUAAAGCACAAGUAGAGCAGCAAAUGUGUCCUAUCAAUUUACGGAAAGGAUUUCUCUUUGAGGCUCUA